GGCAGCGAGCGACAGCCGCCCGGUCCCGUGCCCUGCCGUUCUCUUCCUCCGCUUGGCUCGACCAAAGGCUGUUUACAAACUCUUUGUUUGGGCGUGGAUUUUAGGAGAUCAUCAACUCCAGCAUUCUUGUCUUACUUGCCCUUAAAACCUACUCAUCCAACUAUGCAGAAGGACCCAACACAUUCCUCCUGUGUCCAGAAAUGGAGGAGGAAGAGGAGGAGGAAGAGGGAGGGGGCACGUCUCCCCUUGCUGAGGACCAGGAGGGCAGUCAAUCGCCACCCCCUCUUCCCUCAGUAUAAUUACCAGGUCCAAGUAGCUGAAAACCAGCCUCCAGGGACCCCUGUGAUAACAAUGGCAGCUCAAGACCCUGAUUCAGGUGAAGCCGGGCGCCUGUUCUAUUCCAUGGAUGCCCUGAUGAACAGCAGAUCUUUGGAGUUGUUUAACAUAGAUUCCCAAAACGGCCUCAUCAGCACCACAGAAGUUUUGGACAGGGAGAACAUGGAGCUGCACUACUUCCGCGUGACUGCUGCAGAUCACGGGGCUCCCCGGCUUUCUGCCACCACCAUGGUGGCUAUAACAGUGGCAGACAGAAAUGACCACAGCCCGGUCUUUGAGCAGAGCGAGUACAGAGAGACCAUCCGAGAAAACGUCGAAGAAGGCUACCCAAUCCUACAGCUGAGGGCCACUGAUGUGGACUCUCCCCCCAAUGCCAACAUCCGAUAUCGUUUUGUAAAUGAACAAGCAGCCCACUCUGUCUUCGAGAUUGAUCCCCGGUCAGGGUUGAUCACCACCAGUGGGCAAGUGGACAGGGAGAAAAUGGAGAAAUAUUCCUUGGUGGUGGAGGCCAAUGAUCAAGGCAAGGAACCUGGUCCUCGAUUGGCCACCGUGAGGGUCUAUAUAACCGUCCUUGAUGAGAAUGACAACGUCCCACAGUUCAGUGAGAAGCGGUAUAUAGUCCAGGUAAGAGAAGAUAUGAGGCCCCAUUCGGAAAUUUUGAAAGUGACUGCCACUGACUUGGACAAAGACAACAAUGCUUUAGUUCAUUAUAACAUCAUCAGUGGGAACAGCAGGGGCCAAUUUUCCAUUGACAGUGUGACCGGUGAUAUACAAGUGGUGGCUCCUUUGGAUUUUGAAGUGGAAAGAGAGUAUGCAUUGAGGAUCCGAGCCCAGGAUGCAGGGCGGCCUCCUCUGUCCAACAACACAGGGAUGGUGAGCAUCCAAGUGGUGGACAUCAAUGAUCACGCUCCCAUCUUUGUCAGCACCCCCUUCCAGAUCUCUGUGUUAGAAAAUGCCCCUUUUGGGCACUCAGUGAUCCACAUCCAGGCCGUCGAUGCAGAUUACGGAGAGAACUCUCGCCUGGAGUACAAACUGAGUGGGCUCUCGUCCGACACCCCCUUUGUGGUGAACAGCGCCACAGGCUGGAUUACUGUGAGUGGCCCCUUGGAUCGAGAAAACGUGGAGCACUAUUUCUUUGGGGUGGAGGCCCGAGACCACGGCUCUCCAUCUCUGUCGGCUUCUGCUAGUGUCACCAUCACUGUGAUGGAUGUCAAUGACAAUCGGCCCGAAUUCACCCAGAAAGAAUAUUUCAUUCGUCUCAAUGAAGAUGCAGGCGUGGGCACUAGCGUUCUCAGUGUCACUGCAAUCGACAGGGAUGUAAAUAGUGCCAUCAGCUACCAAAUAACAGGGGGGAACACCCGGAACCGUUUUGCCAUCAGCACUCAGGGGGGAGUGGGACUGAUCACCCUCUCUUUGCCACUGGAUUACAAACAAGAGAGACGCUUUGUGCUAACAGUGACAGCCUCUGACCGGACUUUGCAUGAUAAUUGCCAUGUUCAUAUCAACAUCACUGAUGCCAACACCCAUAGGCCAGUGUUCCAGAGUGCCCAUUACCCUGUCAGUGUUAAUGAGGACCGUCCUGUAGGCAGCACCGUGGUAGUCAUCAGUGCCACUGAUGAUGACGUUGGGGAAAAUGCCAGGAUCACCUACUACUUGGAGGACAAUAUCCCUCAAUUUCGGAUUAAUGCAGACACUGGGGCCAUCACCUUGCAGGCAGAGCUGGAUUACGAGGACCAGGUUACCUACACGCUGGCAAUUACAGCUAAAGAUAAUGGGAUCCCUCAGAAAGCAGACACAACCUAUGUGGAAAUCAUGGUCAAUGAUGUCAAUGACAACGCCCCUCAAUUUGUCAGUGCCCACUACCAAGGCAUCAUCUCUGAGGACAGCCCUCCUUACACCAGUGUGCUCCAAAUCUCCGCCACUGACCGGGAUGCCCAUGCCAACGGACGGGUGCAGUACACCUUCCAGAAUGGAGAGGAUGGCGAUGGGGACUUUACUAUAGAACCCACAUCUGGGAUCAUUCGCACAGUCCGCAGGCUGGACCGCGAGAGCAUCCCUGUCUAUGAGCUCACUGCAUAUGCUGUGGACCGAGGGAUUCCUCCCCAAAGAACCCCUGUCCACAUUCAAGUCACUGUGCAGGACGUUAAUGACAAUGCCCCUGUCUUCCCAGCGGAGGAGUUUGAGGUCUUAGUGAAGGAGAAUAGCAUUGUGGGCUCUGUGGUGGCCCAGAUCACAGCUGUUGACCCAGAUGAGGGGCCCAAUGCCCAGAUCAUGUAUCAGAUUGUGGAAGGCAACAUCCCUGAAAUUUUCCAGAUGGACAUAUUUUCAGGUGAGCUCACAGCCCUGAUUGACCUGGACUACGAGACCAAGCCAGAGUAUGUCAUAGUGGUGCAGGCCACCUCCGCCCCUCUUGUUAGCAGGGCCACAGUCCAUAUCAAGCUCAUUGAUCAAAACGAUAACAGCCCCAUUCUUAAAAAUUUCCAGAUCCUCUUUAACAACUACGUCUCCAACAAAUCCAACACCUUCCCAUCUGGGGUCAUAGGGAAGAUACCCGCCUAUGACCCAGAUGUGUCCGACCGACUCUUCUACACCUUUGAACGAGGAAACGAGCUGCACUUGUUGAUUGUCAAUCAGACUAGCGGGGAGCUCCGCCUGAGUCGUAAGCUGGACAACAAUCGUCCCUUGGUGGCCUCAAUGCUGGUGACCGUCACAGAUGGGAUCCACAGCGUGACCGCCCAGUGUGUCCUGCGUGUCAUUGUCAUCACUGAGGACAUGUUAGCGAACAGCAUCACUGUGCGUCUGGAGAACAUGUGGCAGGAGCGCUUCCUCUCGCCUCUUCUCGCCAACUUCCUCGAGGGCGUGGCCGCCGUGCUGGCCACGCCCAAGGAGGACGUCUUCAUCUUCAACAUCCAGAACGAUACAGAUGUCGGUGGCCAGGUGCUGAAUGUCAGUUUCUCGGCCAUGGCGCCCCGUAGCGGCCACUUCUUCAGUUCGGAGGAGCUUCAGGAGCAGCUGUACAUGAAGCGCAUGACCUUGACCUCGGUCUCCAUGCUAGAGGUGCUGCCCUUCGACGACAACGUCUGCCUUCGCGAGCCCUGCCAGAACUACAUGAAGUGCAUCUCGGUGCUCAAGUUCGACAGCUCAGCUCCCUUCAUCUCCUCCCUCUCCACCCUCUUCCGACCCAUCCAUCCCAUCACGGGCUUGCGCUGCCGCUGCCCCCAGGGCUUCACCGGCGACUACUGCGAAAUGGAGAUCAACCUCUGUUACUCCAACCCCUGCCGCAAUGGCGGAGGCUGUACCCGCAAGGAGGGGGGAUACACCUGCAUCUGCCGCCAGCACUUCACAGGUGAUAACUGUGAGGUGGAUAGCCGGGCAGGACACUGUGUCCCUGGCGUGUGUAGGAACGGAGGCACUUGCACCAACUCUGCAGAUGGCGGCUUCCAGUGUCAGUGCCCGCCCGGGGGCUUUGAAAAGCCAUACUGUGAAGUCUCCACACGCUUCUUCCCUCCCAAAUCGUUCAUCAUGUUCCGAGGUCUGCGCCAGAGGUUCCACCUCACCCUCUCCCUCUCGUUUGCCACCUUAGAACGCAGCGGUCUCCUAAUCUACAAUGGGCGUCUCAACGAGAAGCAUGAUUUCCUGGCUGUAGAGAUCGUAGAUGGGCAGGUCCAGCUGAAGUACUCCACAGGUGAGUCGAGCACAGUCGUCAGUCCAUAUGUGUCAGGAGGUGUGAGCGAUGGGGAAUGGCAUACGGUGCAGCUUUACUAUUACAACAAGCCCAGGAUCAGCUCCCUGGGUUCAGUGCAGGGCCCCUCCAAAGACAAAGUGGCCAUCCUCACCGUGGACAAGUGCGAUGCAUCGGUGGCGCUGCAGUUUGGCAGCGAGAUUGGGAACUACUCCUGUGCAGCAGAGGGGGUGCAGUCCAGUUCCAAAAAAUCGCUGGACCUCACUGGGCCUUUGCUCCUUGGAGGGGUCCCCAAUCUGCCUGAGAAUUUUCCAGUGGAGCACAGGGAGUUUGUGGGGUGCAUGAGAGAUCUGUACAUUGACAGUAAACGCAUUGACCUGGCUUCCUACAUUGCAAACAAUGGGACCUCCACAGGUUGCCCUGCAAAGCACUCCUUCUGCGAUUCAAACCCUUGCAAGAACAGCGGCACCUGCACCAUCGGCUGGUCUUCCUUCACCUGUGAGUGCCCAGUGGGCUUUGGAGGCAAGGACUGCAUGCACACCAUGCAUCAUCCUCACCAUUUCCGUGGCAACAGCAUCCUUUUCUGGGAUUUCAAGAAUGAGGUGAAGAUCUCCACUCCCUGGUUUAUGGGCCUGGCAUUCCGGACGCGCCAAGAAAACGGAGUGUUACUUCAGGCACAUGCUGGCCAGUACACCACGAUUCUCUGCCAGCUGGACUCCGGCCUGCUCUCCUUUGUGGUGAACCGGGGAUCUGGACGCACCACCAAGCUCCUCCUGGAUCAAAUGCAGCUGAAUGAUGGGGCAUGGCAUGACCUCCGGCUUCAGCUACGGGACGCCCGCAGUGGCCGAGAGACUCGCUUCAUCAUCACCCUCACUCUGGAUUUUGGAUCCUACCAGGACACUGUAGUUGUUGGCAAUGAGAUACAUGGCCUGAAGGUGAAGCAUCUUCACGUCGGGGGCAUCCUAGAGUCCGGUAAAGUCCGUCAUGGUUUGGAGGGCUGCAUCCAGGGCAUCCACCUGGGUGACACAGACACUGGGACUGCAUUGCCCAAACCCAGCAGCACUUUGCACGUGGAGGCAGGAUGUCCUGUGCCCAACCCUUGCGACUCCAACCCUUGUCCUGCCAACAGUGUCUGUCAGGACAAGUGGCAAAGCUACACUUGUGUAUGCCAGCCAGGGUACUAUGGUGGGAGCUGUGUUGAUGCCUGUCAUCUGAACCCCUGCAAGAACAAAUCAGUGUGUCGGCGAAAGCCAGGUGCUCCCCAUGGCUACGUCUGUGAGUGUGGAGAAAAUCACUUUGGGCAGUAUUGUGAGCACAGGAUGGAUCAACAGUGUCCUAAGGGCUGGUGGGGGAAUCCAACAUGUGGGCCCUGCAACUGCGAUGCGGCCAAGGGAUUUGACCCAGACUGUAAUAAAACCAACGGGCAAUGCCAUUGUAAGGAAUUCCAUUACCACCCGAAAGGGAGUGAUGCCUGCCUUCCCUGCGACUGCUACCCCAUUGGCUCCUCCUCACGUUCCUGCUACCAGGAAACAGGCCAGUGCCAGUGCCGGCCAGGCGUGAUUGGCCGACAGUGCAACAGUUGUGACAGCCCUUUUGCAGAGGUGACUCCCAGUGGUUGCCAGGUGCUCUAUGACGCAUGUCCUAAAUCGCUAAGAGCUGGAGUAUGGUGGCCUCAGACCAAGUUUGGCUUGCCAGCUGUGGUGCCUUGUCCCAAAGGUUCACUGGGUUUACGGGGUGCAGGUGUGGCUGUUCGGCACUGUGAUGAAGAAAGAGGCUGGCUGGAACCAGAUCUCUUCAAUUGCACCUCACCAUCUUUCAAGGAGCUCUCAGCAUUGCUGGAAGGUCUGGAAAAGAAUGAGACAGAACUGAACACCAUAGAAGCCAAGAAGUUGGCCCAUCAGCUACGGGCAGUGACAGAUCAGAUGGAGCGCUACUUUGGCAAUGAUGUCCACAUCACGUAUCGGCUGCUAUCCCACCUGAUGGCGUUUGAGAGCAGACAGCACGGCUUCGGCCUGACAGCCACCCAGGAUGCCCACUUCAAUGAGAAUCUCUUGCGGGCUGGCAGUUCAGUGCUCGCAUUAGAGAACCAGGAGCACUGGGACACGUUGCUGCAGAAUGACCACAGCAGCGCAGGCCUGAUGGAGCAGCUGAGAAAAUACACAGGCACCCUGGCCAGCAACAUGAAACUCACCUACCUCAACCCUGUUGGUGUGGUGACCCCCAAUAUUGUGCUCAGCAUUGACCGCAUGGAGAACCACACCCACCUCAGGAGGCGCUAUCCUCGCUAUCACAGUACCCUCUUCCGUGGCCAGGCCAUGUGGGACCCACAUACCCACAUAGUGCUCCCCCUCUCCAUUCUUGCACCCCAUAAAGUCGAAGCUCCAACCACAGCAACACUUACCCCGGUCAACAGUGAAACCAAUGACACUGUGGAAAGCUCCCCUCCAAAGCACUCCCUGCCGGAACCAGAGCCCGCUGUCACUAUCCUCAUCCUCAUCAUCUACCGCACCAUUGGAGGGCUUCUGCCUGCCCGCUACCAGGUGGAUCGGCGCAACCUCAGGCUGCCCAAAAACCCCGUUAUGAAUUCUCCCAUCAUGAGCGUAUCUGUGUUCAGCAACCACACUUUUCUCCAGAGCACUUUGGAGACGCCGCUGGUGCUGGAAUUCCGCCUGCUCGAGACCGCCAACCGCAGCAAGCCCCUUUGUGUCCAGUGGAAUCACUCCAGCCAGAUUGAGCCUGCUGGCUUCUGGACAGCACGGGAUUGUGACCUUGUGUACCGAAACGCUACACAUGUCCGCUGCCACUGCUCCCAGUUUGGCACUUUUGGAGUCCUGAUGGACAGCUCCCACCGAGAGCAGCUGGAAGGUGACCUGGAGACCUUGGCCAUUGUGACCUAUUCCUUAGUGUCCCUCUCCCUUCUGUGUUUGCUGCUGACCUUCUCCUUCCUGAUAUGCCUAAAAGGUCUCAAGUCCAACACCCGGGGCAUCCACUGCAAUGUCUCCGUCACCCUCUUCUUCUCCGAGCUGCUCUUCCUCUUGGGUAUCAACCGCACUGAAAACCAGUUCCUCUGCACGGUGAUCGCCAUCUUGCUGCACUACUUCUUCCUCUCUACGUUUGCUUGGCUCUUUGUGCAAGGCCUCCACAUCUACCGUAUGCAGACAGAAGCCCGCAACGUCAACUAUGGAGCUAUGAGGUUCUACUACGCCAUUGGCUGGGGGGUCCCUGCCAUCAUCACAGGGUUGUCUGUUGGCUUGGAUCCAGAGGGCUAUGGGAACCCAGAUUUCUGUUGGAUUUCCAUCUACGAUAAGCUGAUCUGGAGCUUUGCAGGGCCCAUUGCUGUUGUCAUUGUGAUGAAUGGGGUGAUGUUUCUGCUGGUGGCAAAGAUGCUGUGCUCACCAGGCCAGAAAGAAGCCAAGAAGAAAUCCGUUCUCUUGACACUGCGAAGCUCCUUCGUUCUGCUUCUAGUUAUUAGCACUGCUUGGCUCUUUGGCCUCUUGGCUGUCAACAACAGUGUCCUGGCUUUCCACUACCUCUACACUAUCCUCUGCAGUCUUCAGGGCUUGGCGGUGCUGGUUCUGUUCUGUGUGCUGAACAAAGAGGUACAGGAAGCCUGGAAACUGGCCUGCCUUGGUAAGAAGGGUCAGGGCGAGGAAGCCACCAGAAGUGGUCAGGGCCCCAAUGCCUACAACAACACAGCCCUCUUUGAGGAGAGCGGUCUCAUCCGUAUCACCCUGGGCGCCUCCACCAUCUCCUCUGUCAGCAGCGUGCGCUCAGCCCGCACCCAUUCCAGCCAGCGGGGCUACCUCAGGGAGAACAUGAUGGCACAUCAAGGCUCAGCUCUGGAACACAACUUGCUCAAUCAUGCUGGUCCCACCGACCUUGACGUAGCCAUGUUCCAUCGUGACGCUGGGCCAGAUCAAGACUCUGACUCGGACAGUGACCUCUCCCUCGAUGAAGAGCGCAGCCUCUCCAUUCCCUCAUCAGAGAGCGAGGAGAAUGUGCACCUCCGGGGCAGAUUCCAGCGCCAGUUCAAAAGGGCAGCGCACAGUGAGAGACUCCUCACCAAUCCUUCCAACACCACACCCAAAGAUGUAGAUGGCAAUGACCUGAUGUCCUAUUGGCCAGCACUGGGUGAAUGCGAAGUUCACCCCUGCUCCCUCCAGAAAUGGGGCUCAGAGCGGAAACUUGGAUUUGAUGUUAAUAAGGAUGCGGCCAACAAUAACCAGCCAGACUUGGCCUUGACCAGUGGGGACGAGAACUCCCUCACCCAGACCCAGCGACAGAGGAAAGGCAUCCUGAAGAAUCGCCUCCAGUACCCUCCCGCCCUGCAAGGCCUGGCGUCCGUGGGCAGAAUGACCAAUGACCUUUCCUGGUACAAAACCUCCACCCUGGGUCACAGGGCCGUUCCUGCGGCUUCUUAUGGCAGGAUCUAUUCCGGGGCAGGCAGCCUCUCCCAGCCAGCCAGCCGUUACUCUUCUCGGGAGCAGCUUGACAUGCUGAUGAGAAGACAGAUGUCCAGGGAGCAGCUGAGUCGGAACAACUCUGGCGACUGCCUCGAAGCUGUGUCCAGCAGGCACGGGUCUCGGGAGCACCUGGACACCAUCCUGAACAGGCCAGGCUCGAGGGAGCACCUGGACACCAUCCUCAGUCGCCAUGGGUCUAGAGAGCACCUUGCAAGCAUACCCAGCAGGCAUGGGUCUAGAGAGGACUUAGGGGAAACAGCUACUGGAUAUGAUCAAAGAGAUCAUGGGAACACUCUGCCCAGGAGACAGGGCUCUAGAGACCAUCUAGAUAUUUUCCCCUGCAGAUUUGGGUCACGGGAACCACUAGACUGCGGUGGGCCAGUAAGGGAGUUCUCUCGGGAAUGGCUCAAUACUAUGCCCGCUAGGCCAGCCUCUCGAGAUCGAAUGGACCCGUUGCCAAGUCGAGACACUUCUCGAGAGCAGCUGGAUCUCCUUUCUAGACGGCAGCCUUCGAGGGACCCCCUCCCAUCAGCUCGACAAACAUCCAGAGAGCAGCUGGACUUUUUAGCCAGAAGAUCUACUUCCAGAGAGCCUCUGGACCUAGUGCCUAGCAGGCAGGCUCCUCGGGAAAAUCUGGAGCCUCUUUCUAGACAACAGCCUUCUAGAGAAAACCUUGAACUCCUCUCCAGAAGGCUCCCUUCUAGAGAAAAUCUAGAAGCGAUCCCCAGCCGUCACCCCUCCACAGAGCAAUUAGACAUCCUUUCUUCCAUCCUAGCCUCCUUUAACUCCUCUGUCUUGUCCUCUGUGCAAUCAUCCAGUACUCCCUCAGGCCCACAGACCACACCCACGCCUUCUGUGGCGCAGACGUCCUCCACGCCCUCCGUGCCAUGCCCAUCGCCACCUCGCUCCGCUACGUCCCACAGUAUUUCCGAGCUGUCGCCAGACUCAGAAGUAACAAGAAGCGAGGGGCAUUCCUGAAGGGACCAGCUGCUGCGAGGACCAAGGAAGAAGCUGGGAUGAUUGCUGGGCCGGACACUUCCAGAAGAGGAUUGCCUACAAGAAAAGAACUGAGGCUGAUUGGAGGCCUGAAGCUACCCUCCCCCUGCCCCCCAUCCUCCGCGUGGAGAACCCGUGGGGUGAGAGUCAGGCAAAGCACACAGACCUGGCUGUGGAAGGAAGGUGCCUGGGGUACCUCUGGGCCGCACUGACCGCUCUCCCUGCUCAGAGGGGCACCCCGAAUGGUGGAGGGAGGGGGGAGCAGCCACACCACGAGCAAACCCCACACGUUACAAAAACACAGACCAAUUGAAAUCUUCCUUUCCAAAACAUGUCUGUGCUCUGCGCAAACGUGAACGAGUGGGGUGGCUGCAGCGGGAGGGGCAGGGCAGGGUUUUUAUACCUUUUUGUAUCUUUGUAAUCAGAGAGAAGAGAAAUUUCUAUGGUUAUUUUUACGGUUCUUCUGUUCCCGUUGCUGUGAUCUUGUUGGUCUUGGCAGUGAAUAUGUCUGAACUGUGGCACGACGCUAUGCAGGCUUCUCCCCGACAGGGUUCGGGGCAGGAAAAUGGGGCGGCAGGUCCUUUGCAGGCCCUCUUUCAGGCUGCCCUUUGGGCAGGUCCUGUUGUGUGCCUGUCUUACAUCCAUGCAACCAUCUUGCUGGGGAAGGGGCAGAACCCGCCACUCACUCAAGCCGCCACUGACCGGGGAGGGGGUAUGGGCUACUUUGAC
This is a messenger RNA of Elgaria multicarinata webbii, 10206 nucleotides long. It is a transcript of the gene CELSR3, whose product is annotated as cadherin EGF LAG seven-pass G-type receptor 3. Bases 163 to 9459 code for a protein of 3098 amino acids. Gene Ontology annotation, cellular component: plasma membrane. The transcript has 36 exons. The record is from RefSeq and is a predicted model, not a curated record. Gene Ontology annotation, molecular function: calcium ion binding; G protein-coupled receptor activity. Lineage: Eukaryota; Metazoa; Chordata; Lepidosauria; Squamata; Anguidae. Gene Ontology annotation, biological process: cell surface receptor signaling pathway; homophilic cell-cell adhesion; G protein-coupled receptor signaling pathway.